CCGAUUGGCGGAGCGCGGCGGAGCUGGGGCUGGGAGCGGCGAUGGCGGCGCGGCGGGGACCGGGGCCGGGGCCGGGGCCGGGGCUGGCGCUGCUGCUGCUGCUGGUGGCGGCGGCGCGGGCGGGCGCGGGGCAGGCGCGGCAGGAAGCCGCGGUCCGGGCGCUGGCGCGGCGGCUGCUGGGCCCCCGCGCUGCCGCCGUGGCCCUGUCGGUGGAGCCGGGGCUGGCGGCGAGCGGGACCGACACGUACCGGCUGCGAUCGCCGCCCGGCACCGCCGUGGCCGUGGCCGUGACCGGCUCCAGCGGCGUGGCGGCGGCCGCCGGCCUCUACCGGUACCUGCGCGACUUCUGCGGCUGCCACAUCUCCUGGUCCGGGGCGCAGCUCCGCCUGCCCGACCCGCUGCCCCGGCUGCGGAACGAGAUCCGCGUCGCCGCGCCCGGCAGGUACCGGUACUACCAGAACGCCUGCACCCAGAGCUACUCCUACGCCUGGUGGGACUGGGCGCGCUGGGAGCGGGAGAUCGACUGGAUGGCGCUGAACGGCAUCAACCUGGCACCGGCCUUUGCGGGGCAGGAGGCGGCCUGGCAGCGGGUUUACCGCUCCCUGGGCCUCAACCAGUCCGAGAUCGACACGUACUUCACCGGGCCGGCGUUCCUGGCCUGGAACCGCAUGGGGAACCUCCGCGGCUGGGCAGGGCCGCUGCCGCCCGCCUGGCACCUCAAACAACUUUACCUGCAGUACCGGAUUGUGGAAAGGAUGCGCUCGCUGGGAAUGACCACGGUGCUGCCAGCCUUCGCGGGCCACGUGCCCCAGGGGGUUCUCCGGGUCUUCCCACGUGUCAAUGCCACUCGCCUUGGGGGCUGGAGCCACUUUGACUGCACCUAUUCAUGUACCUACCUGCUGGACCCCGAGGACCCCAUGUUCCAGGUAAUCGGCACCCUCUUCCUGAAGGAGCUGAUCAAGGAGUUUGACACAGACCACGUCUAUAGCGCCGACACCUUCAACGAGAUGACCCCCCUCUCCUCUGACCCUGCCUAUCUCUCCAGGGUCAGCAACGCUGUCUUCAGGUCGAUGGCAGGAGCUGACCCCGAGGCGCUGUGGCUGAUGCAGGGCUGGCUCUUCCAGCACCAGCCGGACUUCUGGCAGCCAGCGCAGGUGCGGGCGCUGCUGCACGGUGUUCCCCUCGGCAGGAUGAUCGUUCUCGACCUUUUUGCUGAGUCCAAGCCUGUCUAUCAGUGGACAGAGUCCUUCUACGGGCAGCCUUUCAUCUGGUGCAUGCUGCACAACUUCGGGGGCAAUCAUGGCCUCUUUGGCACUGUGGAGGCCAUCAACCGUGGCCCCUUUGCUGCUCGCCGCUUCCCCAACUCCACCAUGGUGGGCACGGGGCUGGUGCCUGAGGGCAUUGAGCAGAAUGACAUGGUGUACGAGCUGAUGAAUGAGCUGGGCUGGCGCCAGGAGCCCCUCGACCUCCCCAGCUGGGUGACCCGCUAUGCCGAGCGCCGAUAUGGUGCCCCGAACGGCGCCGCGGCCGCUGCCUGGCGCCUGCUCCUCCGCAGCGUCUACAACUGCACUGGUGUCUGCGUCAACCACAACCGCAGCCCGCUGGUGCGCCGGCCCUCCCUGCGCAUGGACACCGAGCUGUGGUACAACGCCAGCGAUGUCUAUGAGGCCUGGCGCCUGCUGCUGAGCGCCAGCGCCCAGCUGGGCUCCAGCCCCACCUUCCGCUAUGACCUGGUGGACGUGACGCGCCAGGCGGCCCAGCAGCUGGUGGGCGACUAUUACCUGAGCCUGCGCCAGGCCUUCCAGAGCCACGCGCUGCCGGAGCUGCUGACGGCCGGUGGCGUGCUGGUCUAUGACCUGCUCCCAGAGCUGGACAGCCUCCUUUCCAGCCACAGCCUCUUCCUGCUGGGCCGCUGGCUGGAGAGCGCCCGUGCCAUGGCCACCAGCGACCAGGAGGCUGAGCAGUACGAGCUGAAUGCCCGGAACCAGGUGACACUCUGGGGGCCCAGCGGGAACAUCCUGGAUUAUGCCAACAAGCAGCUGGGGGGGCUGGUGCUGGACUACUACGGCGUGCGCUGGAGCCUCUUUGUCUCUGCCCUGGUGGAGAGCCUGAACUCGGGCAACCCCUUCCACCAGGACCAGUUCAACCAGGCUGUCUUCCAGGUGGAGAGAGGCUUCGUCUACAACCAGAAGCGCUACCCAGUCACACCAGCUGGGGACACGCUGGAGAUCUCCAGGAAGCUGUUCCUCAAAUACUACCCCAGUGCCUUGUGGCGCAGCCGGGCUGGACUGGCAUGACUUUGGCCAUGCCUCUGGAAUCUCCCCCAGGAGGGAGAACAGAGACCACACACCCUCCUGUGUCCAGGCUCCCACAACUCCUGGCCUGGCAGUUGCAUCCUGGCCCUGCUGGGAUGAAGGCACAGAGUGCUGGGGGACCCUGGCCAGCCUGGACCCAUCAUUCCCCAGCCUGGGCAGGACUGGGGACAGGCUGUGCCCCACGGACCCCUCCUGUGCCCUUCUCAGCCAUGCCAGGCUGCACUGAGCCUGUCCCCGGGAAAGCUGGGCUGCCCCAGGCUAGAGCUGCUCCCAGCUGGAAACCUGGCAGGAGCUGGGACUGUGCAGAGGAACAGGGCACGUGUUCCUGCUGUGGGGCCCUGCCUGGCAAGGGCAGUGAUGGCAGAGAAGCAGCCAGGGAGGUGGCAGUGGUGGUGGGACCAGAGCAGCCCCUGCCAAGGGGAGCCGGCCUCACCCCUGAUGGGGUCCUGGGUCUCCCUGUCGCAUGGACCCCAGUGCCUGCAGGGACCCACUGCUGCACAGCCCCAGCCACACUUGUGCCUUUGGUAUCAGAAGAAACUGUGGCACUUGCUGCGCUGCUGCUGGGGCCACACUCCCCAAGACAGGGAUUUUUUAGGCCUUUGCAGCCCAGCUGUGGCCCAGGCAGAGCCUGGCUGUGGUGCUGCCAGCCUGCGGAGCCAUUAAAUGCUGUGGAGUGCA
Molecule: messenger RNA, 2993 nt
Organism: Apus apus (common swift)
Lineage: Eukaryota; Metazoa; Chordata; Aves; Apodiformes; Apodidae
Gene: NAGLU
Product: N-acetyl-alpha-glucosaminidase
Exons: 6
Coding region: 42-2297 (751 amino acids)
Source: RefSeq, a predicted model, not a curated record